Owenia fusiformis is the source of this 2139-nucleotide messenger RNA. Lineage: Eukaryota; Metazoa; Annelida; Polychaeta; Sabellida; Oweniidae. The record is from the annotation of a GenBank genome assembly.
CUUCCAAACACUACAGUUAAAUCAGUUAUGAUUAUUCACACAUACAUUUGUAAUAAUCAGUGAAAACUCACCAAGUUCUGAAGUCAUUUUGAAAUCCCCACGUGAAAAGGAAGUGGUUUCGUUUCAGUAUUUAUUUUGCGCAUGCUCAAUCAUCAUUUCCGGAUCCGAAAAUUUGAAAAGUCAUUUCAGGAUGCCGCAAUAUAAAGUUAGUGUAAAAUGGGGCAAGGAGAAGUUUAAGGAUGUUGACUGUAACACAGAUGAAGCACCUGUGGAAUUCAAGGCCACCUUAUUUUCACUAUCUGGGGUACAGCCUGACAGACAGAAAGUUAUGAUGAAAGGCAUUACACUUAAAGAUGACAGUUGGGGAACACUAAAGUUAAAAGAUGGUGUGACAUUUCUGAUGAUGGGCAGUGCUGAUGCUUUACCAGAAGCUCCAGUUGAGAGACCUAAAUUUAUGGAAGACAUGACAGAGGCUCAGCUAAAUACUGCUCUUGACCUGCCAGCUGGACUGACCAACUUGGGGAACACAUGCUAUAUGAAUGCCACCCUCCAGUGUCUGAGAGCUGUGCCAGAACUAAAGGAGGCCCUAGAGAGAUACAAAGGAAGUAUGACCAUGGGUGAAGCAGUCAUACCUGCACAGGGUAUCACUGCAGGCAUGAGAGAUCUGUUUAAAACCAUGGAGGCAUCUGGGGAACCUAUCCCACCUUUCAUUUUUCUGCAACGCAUGCACACGGCUUUCCCCCAGUUUGCGGAGAAGUCAGAGCAAGGUGGAGGCUUUGCCCAACAGGAUGCCAAUGAAUGUUGGACAGAGAUGGUGAGGUGUCUCCAGCAGAAACUACCAGGUUCCCCUGAAGAACAACAGGGGGAUGGUGCAAGUUCUAAAGGCUUCAUAGAUCAAUACAUGAAAGGAGAGUUUGCAGUCAGUAUGAAGUGCUCUGAGGCUGAAGAGGAAGAACCAGUUCAGACAUCAGAAACAUUCUACCAACUUAGCUGCUUCAUUAAUCAAGAGGUGAAAUACAUGCAUACAGGGCUUAAAAAUAGAUUAGCAGAAAAUAUCACCAAAAAUUCUCCAUCUUUAGGCAGGGAUGCUGUAUAUGUUAAAUCUAGUAAAAUUUCAAGACUACCAGCUUAUCUUUCCAUACAAUUUGUUAGAUUUUAUUUCAAAGAGAAGGAAGCUGUGAAUGCCAAGAUAUUAAAGGAUGUGAAAUUCCCAAUGACCUUAGAUGUGUUUGACCUGUGCUCAGAGGAUCUGCAACAAAAACUGAAACCAAUGAGAGAUAGGUUCAAAGAGGAAGAGGAUAGACUAGUUGAGAUAGCCGACAAGGCCAAACAAGAAGGUGUUAAAGUGGAAGAUAUUAGAGGAGAAACUAAAUCACUUCCCUACUCAUUUCCAGAUGAGAAGGGUUCCAACAACAGCGGUUACUAUGAGCUGACAGCUGUACUAACCCAUAGAGGACGCACCAGCUCUAGUGGACAUUAUGUGGCUUGGGUCAGACGAAAGGAAGAUGAGUGGAUAAUGUUUGAUGAUGACAAUGUAAAUGGAGUGACAACGGAAGAUAUUUUGAAACUGUCUGGUGGAGGUGACUGGCAUUGUGCCUAUGUUUUACUAUACGCCCCUAAGGUACUACAGGUCCCCAUCAAUCCCCCAAAGAUAGAGACCAAACCUACAGAAGCUGCCACUGAAACAACUGCCAAAAUGGAUACAUCAUAAAUCAUUAUGAUUCAAAUAUGAAAUCAGUUAUUUAAGAAGAUGCCAUUCAACAUUGAACUAUUCUACCACAAAAUAUGUUGUAUAUUGAAAUUGAAUUGCUGAAGUAAAGGAGGUGUUGCUGUUCCCAGAAUCUUUUGUUCAAGUUUCAAGUGAUUACUUUAUUGGUAGAUAACUUAAUAUGAAAAUACCAUAAUGCGCCAAACUUGUGAUCUGCCUUUUGCCUACCUCAACUUGUUGAUCUACUAUGUGACAUUCAUUCUCUCAUUUUACCUUAUCAUUUCUUCCUAAUGUUUAUGUGGCAGGCCCAUAGCUAGGAUUUUCCAAGAGGUUCAUCUAAAGGGAAAGUGUUUGUGAAAACUCUCCAAACCUCUUGGGAAUUAGUACACUUUUUAAUUCAAGGCUGAUUUCCAAAAUAGCAAUCUUAAAAA